Molecule: messenger RNA, 1438 nt
Organism: Neurospora hispaniola
Lineage: Eukaryota; Fungi; Ascomycota; Sordariomycetes; Sordariales; Sordariaceae
Product: acyl-CoA N-acyltransferase
Exons: 2
Coding region: 452-1108 (218 amino acids)
Molecular function (GO): acyltransferase activity, transferring groups other than amino-acyl groups
Source: RefSeq, a predicted model, not a curated record
UAGGACUUUUCAACUCUUGCAUCUGGCAUCACCAGUAAUCCGCGAUGCCAUCCUUAUCGCCCCUACAGCCUUUGAAUUUUCCCUGCAACCGUUGCUCUUUCCUUUCCCCUUCCAUGUCCAACCAGCACUGAUCGGCCAUCGGACCCCGGAAUCGGCAACUCCCCGCCAUGUCCGGUGGAUCGCGAAAGCCGGAAGCUCUGUUGCUGUCAAGGAUUGGUCUGCCAAGAGCAGUCUAUCGGCCUUACCAGAUGAGUCCAGGCCGAUGACUCCGCCGGCCAAAGCCUGGAGGGCCGGGACCCGGAGAGGCCGGAAACUCGGAACGGAGGAAGCCAAGGAGGAUAUAAACCACUAGCAACGACAUAACAAACAAACAAACACGGAGAAGUGAGCCCGCUAUUGGAUAUCUCAAUCCUCUUUUCACCACUCUACCUUUGUGAGGCAAACCACAAAGAUGACCAUCACCCUCCGCCCCGCCACCGAGGCUGACGCCCCUUCCAUCGCCCGCAUCGCCACAGCCGCCUUCGCCGACUCCCUCUCUCCCCUCAUCUUCCCGCGCUCCAAACUGGCUACGGCAACCGUCACCGAAGCCGAUCUGACCGCCGACGAGAUUACAUGGCGCACGUCCAUGUACAUCAAGCGGAUGCGCGAGGGGAAGCCGUGCGUGGUUGCCGUGGAUGUUGACGAAUCCACCGGUGAGGAAAAGGAAAUCCUGGGUUCUGCACACUGGCAAAAGCCGGGUCCUGAGGGACCAGAGGUGUUGGGGGUGGAGGUCAGGCCGGCGACGUAUGACAAGGACAUGUUUGCCAAAGUUGUCGAGAGGUUUACGACGAAGGACAAGGAGACUUUGGGACCAAGGGGACAUGAAGAUUAUUGGUAUGCAAUCCUGAUCAGUGUCGAUCCCAAGCAGCACAGGAGGGGAAUUGGUAGGAAGUUGCUGAACUGGGGGUUGGAGCACGCGAGGAAGGAGGGAAGGGAUGCGUACUUGACUGCUACCGAUGCCGGAGUGCCGCUUUACAAGGUUUGCGGGUUUCAGAGCAUGGAGACAUAUGAUUGCUACGGCGUGCUGCUGACGAGCAUGGUUUGGAGCUUGGACAAGAACCAGCAGUGAGUGUUGAAAGGAGCAAUUGGCUUGAAAAUGGCUGGGGAAGAUUCAAGGGAAGGAAGAAGUUAUCAGGGAUUGGAUAAAAGGAUGAAGGUGGACAGUCUCAACAACGACGACCGCGACUUCCUCUCAAUGAUCGAAUGCACCUCUUGGAGGAAACCGUACUCCGCAACUCAGCUUUUGGGCUUGGAGUUGCAGUCUUCGGUGGUUCCGACUUACAACCUAAAUACCUCUGCUGACGGUCCCUUCAACUUUUCUCAACUCAAAGAGCUCCAACAAAGGAUCCUUCUCCAUCGCAACGCUUGUGGCACCCCCUUGUCAUAACCCUCCCAGGAU